This is a messenger RNA of Gracilinanus agilis (Agile Gracile Mouse Opossum), 3852 nucleotides long. RefSeq names its product transcription initiation factor TFIID subunit 1-like. Gene Ontology annotation, molecular function: histone acetyltransferase activity; RNA polymerase II general transcription initiation factor binding; TBP-class protein binding. The record is from RefSeq and is a predicted model, not a curated record. Gene Ontology annotation, cellular component: transcription factor TFIID complex. The coding region runs from base 1 to 3852 and encodes 1283 amino acids. NCBI's taxonomy places the organism in Eukaryota, Metazoa, Chordata, Mammalia, Didelphimorphia, Didelphidae. The transcript has 24 exons. Gene Ontology annotation, biological process: RNA polymerase II preinitiation complex assembly; transcription by RNA polymerase II.
AUGGCGUCUGGGCAGGGGACAGGGAACUCAAGCUCAAGAUCUUUCUUUGAUGCAGAAUCCCAAAUGGAGGAAGAAAACAUGGUCUUACCCUCCAGAGACAGUGACUCCUCCCUAGAGGAUUCCAGCAGCAGCAGCUCUGAGGAGAAGGAUGAAAAUAUGGAAGAUAAAGAUCAUGGACAAGAUUCCCCAGGAUCACCUGGGAGAGUCAGACUGAGAAGUACCAGCAUGCCUACAGUCACAGAGCUCUGGCCACAAUUUAGGCAAGAAGAGACUCUUCGUUUCCUCCGACUCUUUGAUAACCAGAAGACACCAUCUAUGUGGCAGAGAGUCAGAAGGAGAAUGAGAAGGAGGAAACGACAGAACAGACCUUCAAAACCUACCCCGGGAAGCCCCCAGAUAGUAAGACCACCAGGCCCUGAGGAAUGCUUAACAGAUGAUGAGAUAAAAAUGAAGGCUCCAAUGGUCCCUCAGCCUGACUCUCAAUUCCAGGAUUCUAACUCAGAGGUGGCCCCAUGGCGGUAUGGACCUGCCAAGCUUUGGUAUGACAUGUUGGGGGUCCCUCCCCAUGGGAGAGGUUUUGAUUAUGGAUUUAAACUUAAAAAAAAAUCACCAGAAGAAGAGGCAACAACCCAAACAGACCACCCUUUGCUGAAGAAUGAAAACUUUCUGAUGAUCACCCAGAAAACCUGGGAAGAUGAUAUCAUCUGGGAUAGUAGAGAUGUCCAAGAGUCCUCCCCUGAUGCCAAGAAAGUAUCUCAGGCAGGAUGGAUUCCCUCUCAGAACACCAGAUCAUUUAAAACAGAUGCCCGUGACCCAUCUCAGCCUGGUCAGUCCAUAUUUGUCCCUGAGAAUGAAGACCUUAUUUAUAACCGAUGGGAAGACAAUAUUAUUUGGGAUGCCCAAGCCAUGCACAAACCACUGUAUCCUACAAUUCUAACCAUUGACCCAGAUGACCAGAACAUCGUGCUAUCUGAUAUUGAGGAACCUAUAGAAGUAGAGACCUCAUCUCCUGGACCUUCAACCCAGAAGGGCAAAAACAUGCAAAAAUGUGACGUGACUGAGCGCACUCCAGCCUGCGUGAAAGCCAAAGACCCCUGGAACCUGUCAAAUGAUGAAUUUUACUUCCCCCAGCAGCAUGGCCUCCAGAUUUCCCUCAAAGUCCCUAUAAUCCAACAUUCUAUUCCAGCACUGGAGCUACACUUCAGUCUCUUUCCUACCCACAUGGGAGUUGAACAACUCCGUCUAUUUCAUCGACCACCACUCAAGCAGCUGGGCAGAGGCCCUCACCCUGUCCACAACUUGACUCUUCACAUCCAAAGGACAGCCCAGAAACGGGAGCAGGAGCUGCAGGCUUCAGGAGGAGGUCACAUGUUUUUCAUGAAGACAAUCCAGGACCUGAGUGGAAAAGAUGGAGAUAUUAUUCUGUUUGAAUGGAGCGAGGAGAACCCACCAUUCUUGAGCCAGGUUGGAAUGGCUUCCCAGAUCCAGAACUAUUACAAAAGGAAAAUUGGAAGGGACCCUGGACCUCCUGCCUAUAAAUAUGGGAACCUUGUAUUCUGUUCAACCUCACCCUUCCUGGGGCAACUCCAUGCUGGACAGUUCUUACAGGCUUUGGAGAAUAACCUUUUUAGGGCUCCCAUCUACCCACAUCGGAUGGCGGACACAGACUUCUUGGUUGUGGUGACCAAAGCAGGUUAUUUUCUGAGAGAAGUGAAGGACAUAUUUACUGUUGGACAGCAGUGCCCACUGUCUGAAGUUCCUGCCCCCAACUCAAAAAUGGCAAAGAAUUAUUUCCAUAACUUCCUCCAGGUUUUUAUAUAUAGGCAGUUUUGGAACAGCCCUUUCAGACCUCGGAGGAUUCGCAUGGAGGACAUCCGCAGGGCCUUCCCCAUGCUUUCUGAGAGCAGCAUCAGAAGGAGGCUAUCUAAGUGUUCAGAUUUCCAUCGGGCAGGGAUCUAUUUUAAUUGGUGGGUACUGAAGGCCCAAUUUCGCCUGCCAAGUGAAGAGGAGCUGAGGGUCAUGGUGACCCCAGAGAAAUGUUGUGCUUUAUAUAGCAUGCUGGCUGCCCAGCAACGUCUCAAGGAUGCUGGCUAUGGGGAGGUAUCUCUCCUAGACACAGAGGGGACCAAUGAUGAAAACACAUAUCUGGAUGAUGAGAUCCAGGCUGCCCCGUGGAACACAACUAGGACCUUCCUAGCAGCCACUAAGGGGCAGUGCCUUCUGGAAGUGACAGGAGCAGCUGACCCCACAGGCUGUGGGGAGGGCAUCUCCUAUGUCAAACUCAAGAACAAAACCCAUUUGGAAGCCAAGAGGGUGAUGGGCACUAAUGCGGACCUUCGACGUCUCACCCUGAGGGAAGCUCAGAAGUUACUGAGGAUAUUUGGGGUCUCUGAAGAGGAGAUCAAGAAGUUGUCCCGCUGGGAGGUGAUUGCAGCUGUUCGAGCCAUGUCUACUGAGAAACUCAACUCAGGGGCCAAGCCUGGAGCCCUCACCAGAUUUGCACGGAUGUCCCAGUCCUCAGGAUCAGAUCAGCAGAGAUACUUCCAGCAAGAGGUCCAAAGAAUUUUUGACCUCCAAAACAGUGUACUAGCUUCUACUGAGGUGCUGUCCACAGACACAGACAGUAGCUUAUCAGAUGAAGAAAAUGAUCAGGUGGUGGACAAGAUGUGUCAUGAAAUUGAGAGCUUGCUGGAGGGUACAAUUAACCCUAAAAAGCUGAAGAGACAGAAGGAAGAAGAGGAGUACCAGGAAAUGAAGAAACUUCUGCUUGGAGGAGAUGGGGACUCUCACCUUCAAGACAAAAGCAUGAAAAAAAACCAGGUCACAGACAGGGGCUCAGGCACCUUGGAUCCUGCAACUCUGAUUAUCCACCGAACAUUUAUUGAUGAAUCUGGCAAGAAGUAUGUGCGGAGUGAGAUAGUCCAGGACCCAGCAGUGAUCAAAGCAUAUAUUCAUGUGAGGACCACGAAAAGUGAGGAUUUCAUUCGGAAGACCUUUCAAGUAGAUGAGCAGAAGCAGCAAGAAUUGAAGAAAGAGAAGAAGAGACUCCAAGACAGACUUCGCCGGUUGCGAAUAGCAAAAGAAAAGGAAGAACAGAAGGCACUCCUUUCCCCAAAGAAGCUUGGGAAGCCAGAGGCCCCCAAAUUGAAUCUAAUAUGUGGUGCUUGUGGAUCUACUGGACACAUUAAGACAAACAAGAUGUGCUCCAAGUACCAUCCACCCAAGGACCUGGCUCCCAGGCUCAAGACCAUGACCAAGGAGCAAGAGGAGAGGGAACUGGCUAGACGACUCCCUCAGGAUUCCCUCAUCAAAGUCCAAGGAACGAAAAUUUUCAUGAAGAAAAAGCUAGUUGAAACUGUGCAUGAGGUCCAAAGGGAGACUUUGAAGGUGACGGUUGAGAAACGAACCCUGCCCCACAAGAGCCAGUCCAGCAGAUGCCAGAAAAGACCAUCAGUGCAUAUGGACCCCGAUGAAGGCUUAAGUUGUAUCAGGCCUGAGAAGACUUCUUCUGGAAAGUUCACAGCCCAGUUCCCUCAGAAGACUCUGCUACCUUCUGUCCAGUUAGCUCAGAGUGAACCUGAAGGUUCCUCAUUUCCCCACCAGAAAUACAGACGUUUAACUCAGCCUUGCCAGAAAGGAUCAGAAUUUAUGGACAAGAUUCAAAAACCAGUGAUCUCUCCACCAAAGGAAUCCCUACUGAAAGUUCAUGUGUUUCAGUUGGAGAGCACAGCCAUGGACCUGGUUCAGUUUGUCGAUUUAGGAAUUGCAGAUUGCUAUGGAAUCGGCUCCCAUCGGGGACACGAGAACCAGGACCUAGCUUGGGUGUGCUAUCAUGCUAACACGGUGUGCUAA